CGCACUGAUCGCACUGAUAGAGACCCUCUAAUAGGAGUUACAAAACAGCCAUUUUUCAUUAGGGUUUUUAGCGCUGGCAACUGUCAGAGUUCCUGAAGUAAAUUCUCCGGAAUAAAAAAAAAAACGGCAUCUCGCUUUAGUGUAAAAAAUGUUAGGGAAUGCAAGUAACGUAGACAAUUGAUGUGCUCGGCGCAUCCAAUUGUAUGUACAUAUCUAGUGAUUUUAAAAUCCCAAGGCUGUGUAUAUAUAUAGAAAAUGAACCGAGUAUCUUCUUUGAUAAGAUAUGCAAUUUUUCCUGUUUGAGGUUACCUAUUAAAUUUCACAUGUAAUUAUAGCUUUGAGUACAAAAAUUCAUAAUAGAAUUAACUAUAUUAACAAAAUUUCUAGUAAUCGUAUUAAACGAUUAGUACGAUUGCAAUAUGGCAACGUUGAGUCAUGACAUUCAAUUACCAAAUAAUAUUCCAAAAUUGUUAAAGGAGAAACAUGCAAACUAUUUAAUUUCGUAUGGGACCAACAAAGAUGAAUAUAACUUCUCUCAAACUGAACACAUGAGGAUGUCUGGCAUGUAUUGGGGUCUUACCGCUCUAGAUUUGAUGGGAAAGUUAGACCAAACCAAUAAGGAAGAAGUGUUGGAAUUUAUUGGACAAUGUCAAACUGACAGUGGUGGCAUUGCUGCCAGUAUACAACAUGAUCCACAUUUACUUUAUACUCUUAGUGCUGUUCAAAUAUUAUGUAUAUAUGAUGCAUUGGAUGUAAUAAAUGUUGACAAAGUUGUAAAUUAUGUCAAAGAGAGACAACAGGUAGAUGGAAGUUUUAUGGGUGAUCAAUGGGGUGAGGUGGAUGUCAGAUUUUCAUUCUGUGCUGUCGUAUUGCUAAUGUUCUAGAACCGUUUAGACGCGAUAGAUGUUGAAAAAGCAGUGCAAUUUGUAUUAAAAUGUAUGAAUUUUGAUGGAGGAUUUGGUUCGAAACCAGGAUCUGAGAGCCAUGCAGGUUUAAUUUAUUGCAGCGUUGGAUUACUUUCAAUUACAGGGCAUUUGCAUUUGAUAGAUGCUGAUCGCUUAGGAUGGUGGUUAUGUGAGAGACAGCUACCUUCGGGUGGUUUAAAUGGCAGGCCUGAAAAGUUACCGGAUGUAUGUUAUUCUUGGUGGGUGCUAUCGGCGUUAACAAUUUUAGGUCGUCUGCAUUGGAUAGAUAAAAAAGGCAUGAUAGAUUAUAUUUUAAUUUGUCAAGAUGUCGAAACUGGCGGUUUUAGUGAUCGGCCUGGUGAUAUGGUUGACCCUUUCCAUACCUUAUUCGGCCUCACCGCAUUAUCAUUAUUAGAUGAGAACUUUUCGUUGAAACCAAUAAAUCCUACUUAUUGUAUGCCAGAAUAUAUAAUCGAACGUUUAGGUCUUAAGCCGUCGCGACUCGAACUAUGAUUAUAUACUUGACAUGUUUCACGAUGUACAUUAUUUCCUAUUUGUUAAAUAUAGGUAGAUUUUUAAGAAAAUA
This is a messenger RNA of Pogonomyrmex barbatus (red harvester ant), 1491 nucleotides long. RefSeq names its product geranylgeranyl transferase type-2 subunit beta (gene betaggt-II). Gene Ontology annotation, cellular component: Rab-protein geranylgeranyltransferase complex. Gene Ontology annotation, molecular function: Rab geranylgeranyltransferase activity. The record is from RefSeq and is a predicted model, not a curated record. NCBI's taxonomy places the organism in Eukaryota, Metazoa, Arthropoda, Insecta, Hymenoptera, Formicidae. Gene Ontology annotation, biological process: protein geranylgeranylation.